AUGACAGAUAAGGACAGGCGUCCACCUCGUCCGCCUGUCGAGGGGAAGGGGCACAACUAUCGUCCCCCUGUCGAGGGGAAGGGGCACAACUAUCGUCCCCCUGUCGAGGGGAAGGGGCACAACUAUCAUCCGCCUGUCGAGGGGAAGGGGCACAACUAUCAUCCGCCUGUCGAGGGGAAGGGGCACAACUAUCAUCCCCCUGUCGAGGGGAAGGGGCACAACUAUCGUCCACCUGUCGAGGGGAAGGGGCACAACUAUCAUCCGCCUGUCGAGGGGAAGGGGCACAACUAUCGUCCGCCUGUCGAGGGGGAAUCGUCCCCCUGUCGAGGGGAAGGGGCACAACUAUCGUCCCCCUGUCGAGGGGAAGGGGCACAACUAUCGUCCCCCUGUCGAGGGGAAGGGGCACAACUAUCGUCCCCUUGUCGAGGGGAAGAGGCACAACUAUCGUCUGUCGAGGGGAAGAGGCACAACUAUCGUCCCCCUGUCGAGGGGAAGGGGCACAACUAUCGUCCCCCUGUCGAGGGGAAGGGGCACAACUAUCGUCUGCCUGUCGAGGGGAAGGGGCACAACUAUCGUCUGCCUGUCGAGGGGAAGGGGCACAACUAUCGUCCCCCUGUCGAGGGGAAGGGGCACAACUAUCGUCUGCCUGUCGAGGGGAAGGGGCACAACUAUCGUCCCCCUGUCGAGGGGAAGGGGCACAACUAUCGUCUGCCUGUCGAGGGGAAGGGGCACAACUAUCGUCCCCCUGUCGAGGGGAAGGGGCACAACUAUCGUCCCCCUGUCGAGGGGAAGGGGCACAACUAUCGUCCGCCUGUCGAGGGGAAGGGGCACAUCUAUCGUCUGCCUGUCGAGGGGAAGGGGCACAACUAUCGUCCCCCUGUCGAGGGGAAGGGGCACAACUAUCGUCCCCCUGUCGAGGGGAAGGGGCACAACUAUCGUCCCCCUGUCGGGGGGAAGUGGCACAACUAUCGUCCCCCUGUCGAGGGGAAGGGGCACAACUAUCGUCCCCCUGUCGGGGGGAAGUGGCACAACUAA
Oncorhynchus gorbuscha (pink salmon) is the source of this 1035-nucleotide messenger RNA. RefSeq names its product early nodulin-75-like. Lineage: Eukaryota; Metazoa; Chordata; Actinopteri; Salmoniformes; Salmonidae. The record is from RefSeq and is a predicted model, not a curated record. The coding region runs from base 1 to 1035 and encodes 344 amino acids. The transcript has 2 exons.